GGCCACGGGCUGGGGCGCGAGGCGGAGGCGGUCCGCGGACUGACGCUGCUGGAGCCGAAGCGCGAGCCGGGCGAGGCCGCAGCCAGGGGCGGCAGGAGCGGCGGGAGCACGGCUGGUCGGCUCCAUGGCGCCAGUGGCGCCCGUCUGAGCAGCGCGGGCAGCGGCAGGCGGCGGCCGGAUCGGGCCGCGGCUUUUACGCACCAUGGGGGACGUGCUGUCCACGCACCUGGACGACGCCAGGCGCCAGCACAUCGCAGCCUCGUGGCACGUGGGAUCUUGGUUCCCCGACCAGGGAUCAAACCUGUGCCCCCUGCAGUGGAAGUGUGGAGUCUCCCAUCACUGGACCUCCAGGGAAGUCCCUGUCUGUUUGUGUUGUUACUGCUAACCUCUCUCCUGGGACAGAAUCUUCUCCAUAGCCUCCUUGCCAAUUGGCCGUCCAGCUUCUGCUUGUAUACCUCCAGUGACAGGGAGCUCCCUACUCUAUAGGGGCCACCUGUCCCACCACUGGGCACCUGAGAUGGAAAGCCCCUUCUGGAGUCCUGUCUGCCGUGGGUGGGUCACUCGAGAACAGCCUCCAUUUCGGCCAGGGUCUGGCUAUGUCUGGCUUUCCACGGCAUCUCUUUUCCUGAGAAUUAUCCAACUCUUUUGUUUUGGGAGUUGAGCUAGGUCCUCCCUUUUUCCCCUUAACAGUCCUUACCUGGUACUCAGCCCUUUACAGCAUCAUUCGUCACAUACUGAGCAAGCCUGAGCAAACUUGAUGUUGAAACCAUAGAGGUAUUUUCAUUAGCAUUGAUCUGGACGUCUUAGUCAAUUCAAUAAGACAAGAAAAAAAAGAGAGAGAGGUAUAAACACAAGAUACCAGGAAAGCAAGACACUGUGGUCCCGCCCUGGUGGAGUUCAAAGCACUUUCCCAUCUAGCCUCGCCCUUGGCCUUGUCCACCCUGUGAGGCUACCUGUGGGAAGUGCAGGUUCAGAGAGACGAGGAGUUUGCCCAGCUGCAGGGCCGUGGAGCGGAGGGAGCUGUGGUCCACUGAGGUCUGGUGGCUUAUGGUUUGUUGGGUGUUUGCUUUCUGAAUCUUCGUUGGUGUUUCUCCGUCCACUUCUCCUUUCUGAAUAGUUAACCUCUGAGGGACAAGGGCCCAGGAAGACCGGACCCCAAGCGUGUUACCUCCCCGUCCUCUGCAUGGCCUGCAGAGCGACCGGGUAGCUGCUGCUUUGAUUCCACUUUUCUGGUCCCCAUUUCAUGGCACGAAACGCAUCACAGAAAAUUGCCAGUAGCACGGGUGGACACACUGUGGGACCCCUGAGCUUGUGAAAGACCCCACUGCCCACCUGGCAACUCAUCCCCCGGCCACCGACACUCGGGCAGGUGGAACUGCUUUCAGUUACUCAGGCAUCACCAUUGAUGAUACAAGCCCCCAUCUGCUCGGGCUCUGUGGCUUUACUCAUUUCAUUGAAUCCUUAUGACAACCCGAUGCGGUGGGGCGGGUACCACUGUUACUCCCAUUUUUACGGCCCAGGAAACUGAAGUUCAGAGAGAAUUAAGCCACAUGUCCAGAGUCCUACAGUCAGUGAGCAGUGGGGUUAGUAUUUGAACUGAGAUCAAAUUCUAGAACCUUGACACUACACUGUUCUGUGGAAGUGCCCUUCUCGACACAGGAAGGUACUCAGGUGUUUGUGGAACAGAUGAAUAUUUUCUCGCCUGUCUGAAUCUGUGCAUUUCCUGUGUUUUCUGCUUGGCAUGCUCUCCCUGCCCAAACCUCCUCCUUCACCUUGCCAGCACCCCUUCAUGUCUCGGGUGCCGCCUCCUUCUGGAAGCCUUCCCCGACGCUGCAGGCUGGGUUAGCUGCCCCUCCUCUGGGUUCUUCUGCUGCUCCCAGCCCCAUUGUAGGUUUUGUUGACAGUCUGUCUCCCUCAUUAGACAACAGGGAGUGGGUUUGUCUAACUCACUCCUGAAUGCCCAGUGCCCCGUGGUUGAUGAAUGAAUGAAUGAAUGAGGGCAACACAAAACCUUUCUCAGCCAGCACGGUGGAGCCCCGGAGACCCUCACUCGUCCUUGAUGCUGCCCCCAGCUCCCAUUUUGGUUGAUCCUGAGCUGACUGACGUGGAUUUCAGGCUGUCCCCAGCGCCCUACCUCUUGGUGGCUGGUGGGAGGGGCUGGGUGGUGAUGCUGGCUGUCAGGCUGGUCGUGGAGGAGGGGCUCAGGCAGCCAGUAGUUCUGCCUGGGAUCUCAGGGUCUAACUCUAGUCUGGGUGCUACAGGGAAAGUUGGUGGUGGGCUCUCAAACAGGGGUCUGGGCCUGUGGUGGGCACCCACCAGCGUGAGGGUGCCGUGGCAGAGUGCCCUAGGCGCCCGGUCCAGCCUCAGCGCUCUGCACUGUGGGCGGAGAGCAGGCGUGUGUUGAGGGGCACCACGGCCUGGGGGCAGUUUUGACAGAUGGCCAGGCCCCAGGCUAAGAGGACUCAAGCUCCAGUGGGCGUGGCAAGGAAGAAAAGAAGAGCACGCAGGUCAGCCGCCUCUGUGCCCAGCGUGAGGGAGAAGCUGAUUAUCCCCAGUGCACGGAGGAGAAUACGGAGUGAGGCACCGAGCCACGGAGCUGGGGUUUGUCCUGUGUCUGUCUGGCUCCCAAGCCAGGGCUCUCUGGGGCAGGAGGAUGGGCGAAGUGGAGCGGAGAAAACCGGGAAGAUCCUGACGGAGUUCCUCCGCUUCUACGAGGACCAGUAUGGUGUGGCUCUCUUCAACAGCAUGCGACACGAGAUCGAGGGCACCGGGGCGCCACAGGCCCAGCUGCUCUGGCGCAAGGUGCCCUUGGAUGAGCGCAUCAUCUUCUCGGGGAACCUCUUCCAGUACCAGGAGGACAGCAAGAAGUGGAGGAACCGCUUCAGCCUCGUGCCGCACAACUAUGGGCUGGUGCUCUACGAGAACAAAGUGGCUUACGAGCGGCAGGUCCCACCCCGAGCUGUCAUCAACAGUGCGGGCUACAAAAUUCUCACCUCCUUGGACCAGUACCUGGAGCUUGUUGGCAACUCCUUACCAGGGACCACAUCAAAAUCGGGCACUGCCCCCGUCCUCAAGUGCCCCACGCAGUUCCCGCUCAUCCUCUGGCAUCCUUCUGCGCGUCACUACUACUUCUGCAUGAUGACGGAAGCUGAGCAGGACAAGUGGCAGGCUGUCCUGCAGGACUGCGUCCGCCACUGCAACAACGGGAUCCCCGAGGACUCCAAGGUGGAGGGCCCCGCGUUCACGGACGCCAUCCGCAUGUACCGCCAGUCCAAGGAGCUGUACGGCACCUGGGAGAUGCUGUGUGGGAACGAGCUGCAGAUCCUGAGCAACCUGGUGAUGGAGGAGCUGGGCCCUGAGCUGAAGGCAGAGCUCGCCCCCCGGCUGAAGGGGAAACCGCAGGAGCGACAGCGGCAGUGGAUCCAGAUCUCGGACACCGUGUACCGCAUGGUGUAUGAACAGGCCAAGGCACGCUUGGAGGCCGUGCUGUCCAAGCUGCAGCUGGCCCGGCCGGCCAUGGAGGCGGUCAUCCGCACCGACAUGGACCAGAUCAUCACCUCCAAGGAGCAUCUGGCCAGCAAGAUCCGAGCCUCCAUCCUCCCCAAGGCGGAGGUGUGUGUCCGGAAUCAUGUCCAGCCCUAUAUCCCGUCCAUACUGGAGGCCCUGAUGGUGCCCACCAGCCAGGGCUUCACCGAAGUGCGGGACGUCUUCUUCAAGGAGGUCACCGACAUGAACCUGAACGUCAUCAAUGAGGGCGGCAUCGACAAGCUGGGCGAGUACAUGGAGAAGCUGUCCCAGCUGGCGUACCACCCCCUCAAGAUGCAGAGCUGCUAUGAGAAGAUGGAGCCGCUGCGGCUCGAUGGGCUGCAGCAGCGUUUUGACGUGUCCAGCACGUCUGUGUUCAAGCAGCGAGCCCAGAUCCUCAUGCGUGAGCAAAUGGACAACGCGGUGUACACCUUCGAGACCCUCCUGCACCAGGAGCUGGGGAAGGGGCCCACCAAGGAGGAGCUGUGCAAGUCCAUCCAGCGCAUCCUGGAGCGGGUGCUGAAGAGUCUCCUGUGCCCUGGCCGCUCUUCCUGGCAGAAAUACGACUAUGACAGCAGCACCGUGCGGAAGCGCUUUUUCCGGGAGGCUCUGCUGCAGAUCACCAUCCCAUUCCUGCUGAAGAAGCUGGCGCCCACCUGCAAGUCGGAGCUGUCCCGGUUCCAGGAGCUGAUAUUCGAGGACUUUGCCAGGUUCAUCCUGGUGGAGAACACAUAUGAGGAGGUGGUGUUGCAGACGGUCAUGAAGGACAUCCUGCAGGCUGUGAAGGAGGCCGCCGUGCAGAGGAAGCACAACCUGUACCGGGACAGCGUGGUCAUGCACAACAGCGACCCCAACCUGCAUCUGCUGGCCGAGGGCUUGCCCAUCGACUGGGGCGAGGAGUACAGCGGCAGCAGUGACAGUGGUGGGGACCCCGGCAGCCCUGGCAUCCCGGAAGCAGCCACCCUCUCGGAAAAGCGCCGGCGUGCCAAGCAGGUGGUGUCCGUGGUCCAGGACGAGGAGGUGGGGCUGCCCUUCGAGGCGGUCCCUGAGCCCCUACCACCUGCGUCCGCAGACAGCAUCACCGAGCUCCGUGGUCUGCUGGCCCGGGAUCUGCAGGCUGAGAGCCCCCCGCUGGCCGGCCCCCUGCUCAAUGGGGCCCCCGCCCAGGAGAGCCCCCAGCCCGGGGCAGCCCCUGAGGCCGCCUCACCCCCUGCCUCACCCCUCCGGCAGCUCCCGCCUGGAAAGGCCUCGGACCUCGAGCCUCCCAAGCCUAGUGACCAGGAGACCGGGGAGCAGGUGUCCGGCCCUGGCGGCCGCCCCCCAAUCCAUACCACCACCGAGGACGGUGCAGGGGUGCAGACUGAGUUCUAGGCCAGUCGCCCCCGAGCUUCUGUUGGACAUGGCGCACGGGCCACUCCCUGAGGCACUGGAAGGCUCGGCUCUGGGCGGGGAGCGCUGGAUCUAUGCCUUCCAGGUGGGGAUGGGGCCAGGCUGGUGUGGCACCUCUGGGGCGGAGACGGGCCCACCUGAGUCACUUUAUUGGGUUUGGUCACACUUGGUCGGUCUGUUUUCUCUUAUGUGGGAUGAUCUCGGCUUUCCUCCUCCUGCCGGGGGCAGAGCACAGCGGAGGGGGCUGGGAGCACGCGGUGGCCCUGGGUCCCUGAGUCCUGCGUCCCUGCCCCGCCUCUGUGGCCCGUUUCCCUCGUGGGUCUUGCCCUCCUUGGGAAGAGGGCGUAAGAGUAGCAUCUGCUGUGACACAAAGCCCAUGGAUCCUCUGCUCGCACCAAGGGGCUCGCUGGAACCAGGAAGACGGAGCGCUGAGGCCCGUCUUGGCCCCGCUCCUCCCUCCUCCCGGCUGGGCCCCAGAGGAUACUGGCCUUGCUGUCCUGCCCCGGGUGAGGGGAUGUGCAAGGAGGGGCCUUCAGGCUGGGGGAGAGCUGCCUCGCGGAGGGGGAUGGGGCCGUGGGCCUGAGGAGAGAACAAGAAAGGCCUGGAAUGGGCUGGUCUGGGGAGAGGAGGGAGAGGGCGUGUCUGAGGGAAGGAGGGCGUGACCUCUGCAGAGGUACUGCUGGGAGGGUGGGCGCGGUGGCAGAUGGAGGGCUGCUGGAAGCUGGGCCGUUGCCUCCCCCUCCACUUGCUGGGGUCCAGUCUCCGGAGUUCCUCUGUCCCCGUGCUGGGCUCGGGGGGUGGGGGGCGGUGGCAUGUUGCUCAGUGGCAGGGCCGGGUGGGUGUGGACUCUGCAGGCCACUUCCAAGGUACGCGUUGUCCUCCCAGGGAGCUGCGGGGCUCGUGAGGGGCAGGAGGAUGGGCCGAGGCACCCCAGGGCACCACUGAGCUCUUGCGUCAGGCUGGGGCUCGGCCCCUUGUGCUCUGAGUUUCCGGUCACCCCAUCCUGAAAACUCCAGGACUCUUUAAAUGUCCUGAGUCACGUGGAGGCCCAGCCAUCCCCCUUCCUGGGGUGAGGGUCAAGCCGAGACCAUCCCCAGGGGCUGGGGCCUCCUGGCCUUCCCACACCCCCUCCCCUGCUGCUUGGAGGGGAGGGGAGGGGAGGGUGGGCAGGGCAGAAACCGAGUCCUUCAGGGUCGUCAACGCCAUCCCAGCCCUGCCUCCUCCAUCCCCUCAUCUCCUUCCUGGACCGGGCCCUGGGACCCACAGGACGUGAAGCACUGGCUGGUGCUCAGGGACCCCCGCCCCCCCCAGUCCCCCAAGCCCUAAACUCAACGCCUCACUAACCUCUUUUACCAACACGUUCCGUCUGAAGAUGCUCUCCUUUGGUGCCUUCUUUUGUGGUUUUCCAAAUCAUCCUCAAAUCUUGUAUUGAAAAUAUUAUGCAAACUGUUUAAGCUUCUACUAAUCAAUAAAUGCUUUAUUUAAAGCCA
Orcinus orca (killer whale) is the source of this 6404-nucleotide messenger RNA. RefSeq names its product niban apoptosis regulator 2 (gene NIBAN2). The coding region runs from base 2437 to 4896 and encodes 819 amino acids. The record is from RefSeq and is a predicted model, not a curated record. Lineage: Eukaryota; Metazoa; Chordata; Mammalia; Artiodactyla; Delphinidae. The transcript has 16 exons.